AUGCUUCACGAGGUGACAAGCACGCUCUGCGACACGUGUUUACCCACCCUUGAGGAGGCGAUAUCCUCCAACGCCACGGAACCCUCGGCCAAGCGACAUAAGUCCUCAGAAGAAGUGGAGACCGUGCCGCGUGAACCUGGCACCGGUGGUCUUGGCAUCGUACCUGUUAGGGAUGCCACCAAGAAGCAGGAAAAGACCCACCAUGGCAAACGGGGCAAGCAGACCAAGCCCGAUGCAAGUGCGAGCAGCACACAUAGUCUGCACCCAUCGCUGUCUCACCAUUCGACCGACGCGAUGGUCAGCCCAGCAUGGUCAGAGGUGCUAGCUGCGGUUUCACCAUUGCCCGCCCCGGUGAAGGUGGCGACAUAUUUCUUUCCGCUGCCAUUCCUUUUCAGUGGUGAUGGCGACAAGAUUCGCCAAUACCUGCACAGUUAUGUGCACAUCCGUGGCUUCUGUCACCAGCGACUUCUCGAUCUCACGAUUGGCAGGCUUCCGUUGAAGAUAGCGGAGUGGAGAGAUGGUUUGUGGGGAGAUUAUGGGCUGGAUGAGAGGCUGGAAGGACCUGCGGUGGACAGCACCAAUUCAGUGGAUGGCGGUGCCAUGUCCGCGAGCAUUGUCCGGACGACAUCAACGUCUCUUGAGCAUGUGGGUGCGAAGGUCAAUGAAAAGCAUGAACGGCAGCAAAACAUCCGACAGCUGUUCGCGCACAGUGGACUUAUGAGUUCAUAUGACGAGACGGUGAUGCCCCAUUGGGGCUUCGAUCUGGUCUCACUCGCUCAGGCGGAAACCUUUCAUGCACACAUUUUGUGGGAAGUGCAUGAAACCAACUGGCGGUGUGAGCUGGUGGCACUAGAUGUGAAGCUCUCGAGUUCAGCAAGCUGGGGUUCAUUGCAGCGCUCCCACUGGGAGCGCCAGGCUCAGGUUGCGAAAGUGUGGGACUCGAGCCUAUUUAGCUCAGCAUUUUCGGUAGCACCUGCUUGGAAGCAAGAUGCAGCAAUGUUUUGUUGGGUCCCGGCUGACAAGGAAGGAUGGGAGAAAUGCUGGCCGAAUCUCAGCAGUUUCAUCGCGCUCGCUGCACGAUGGCCCAAUCUCCCUGAAGUGCUUUCAAUAUAUUUCGUAUUGGGAUAUCCGUGUCUAAACCCUAAUUGCGCACAACUCAUCCCGAUCAGUAUCUUGACCAUGCAUCGUACCAACCCUCAAGUUAAAGCCAUUGUCAACGGCCUUUUACCGAGUCGCCAGCUCUUGCGCACCUCAGUGACGAUGUGCACAGUCAGCCCAGCGAUUUCGCACUUGGUAGCUACCAGUUAUGGUGUCACCAACGCGUGCACACUCGGUUUGAUGUUCGAGAUAUGCACACAUUUGACAAAGUGUCUGCGUCAUCUCAAGCUCCUUGCAGUUCAAUUGUCGCCGGCGCAAGCCCAGCAAUGCCGCCAUGAGGUGAAUGCAUUGGACCCGCCUGCUGUUCUUGGUGGGGCAGACCUCCUCCCGUCGUCCAGCCCACCGGCGACACCGUCGAUGCGCGUGCCAUUGACCCCAUCGACACUUCAUGGCUCUCAACGCAGUAGCGACUCUUAUGCCCCGAGCUCACCAUCGAUUUCAUCUUCGCUCUCGGGUUCCCAUGACCCCACCUUAAUCGCAGCAUGGGGCAUUCGCCGUGCUGAAUACCUCGAGUUUGCAUUCAAGCAGAGGGCCAUCAUUGACGCCCUGGGCAUCGACGAUGGUGAUGAGUUAUCGUAUCAGCAGUUUUGUCCGCACUUGCGCCAGUUCAUUGAUUACCCCAAGCAUACCCACAAGCAAUACUUCUUACCGGGCGAUAUUCCAAUCUACCGUGUCAAGGGCAGCGAUUGGAUGCCCUCCGUGGAGCGGAUUGAUGCGAUCGGUCGCAACGUGAACUUGAACUCUAGCUCCGGCGCGGGGCCGAGUGGAUGCGGAGGUGCACGUAAACAUGCACUGUCUGAUGCACCGGACAACAGAAGGAGAAAGGUGGUGGUGAAGGCGAAGAAGCCUGUGGACUGCGAUAUAGAGUUGACAGAUAAUGAGUUAGACAGCGAAAUCGUGGAGAUUGACGAGGGCAGAGAAAUUAUCUACGUAUUCUAG
Molecule: messenger RNA, 2097 nt
Organism: Sparassis crispa
Lineage: Eukaryota; Fungi; Basidiomycota; Agaricomycetes; Polyporales; Sparassidaceae
Exons: 5
Coding region: 1-2097 (698 amino acids)
Source: RefSeq, a predicted model, not a curated record